Messenger RNA from Pelagomonas calceolata, 5191 nucleotides. The record is from the annotation of a GenBank genome assembly. NCBI's taxonomy places the organism in Eukaryota, Pelagophyceae, Pelagomonadales, Pelagomonadaceae.
GCCGCCAAGGUCGCACCGCUGCCAACGGGAGCGAAGCGCUUCCUCGUCGUCGGCCAGCCGCGCGCCGGCUCGACGUGGCUCACGAAGUACUCGCCGCUGCUCGCGCGAUGCCCGGGCGUCGUCUCGACGGGCGAGGCCCUCCACCCGCUUACGGUGGAACGCCUCGCGCCGCAGCUCUUGGGGCACGAAUCGGCGGCGCCAUUACCGCUGCCCGACUACACGGCCUACGUCCGAGGCGUCUUCGAGAAGCUGGAAGCCGGUGGCUGGAACGAGUCCUCCCGGCCCCUCAUGACAAGCCCAAGGGGCGCGGGCUUCAAGGUCCUCUACCCCCAGCUGCCGAAGCGGGGCUUCGGCGUCGACUCGCAGUCGGCGCUCAAGGGGUUUCUCAAGUACGCCGCGGCGUCGCGCGUCACGCUCGUCCACCUCGUGCGCCUGUCGCAGCUCGAGCGCUUCAUGAGUCUCGAGAGCAUCCGCCAGGGUCAGAUACAGUACCAUGAUGGGGACUUGCCGUCGUCGCAUUCGCGGUCGCGACCCGCCCCGCUCUACAUUGAUCCAUCAAAAGCAUAUGCGUGGGCCACGAAGCAGGCCGAGCAGAACGAGCACCUCCAGCUCUUCUUCGAUAGAUAUUGCGAAAAGUUCGGCGGGACCUGCCUCACCGUAACGUACGAGCGCCUUUCGUCAAAAAAUGCCAUCUGGGCCUUCGCGGAGCUGCGCCUCGCGAUUUUUGGCGAGUCCGUCGCGUGCGCGCCCGGCGCCUCUCCACCCGAAUGGGUGCCCUGUUCGGAGCGCGUAUCUAAUUGGCCCGAAGUCGCCCGGCGCUUCAACGGCACGCUCUGGCUCGAUUUGUGUCUUGAGAACACGAUCCCCGCGUGGGCGCGCCUCGCGGCGGCGCGGCACGCGCGCGCGCGGGCGCGGGUGACGCGCACGAAGGCCCAUCGAGACGUCGACGACGCGGCCCUCGCGCGGGCGGCGGCGCACCUCCACGACAAGGGCGCCUUCUUCGACGCCGCGGGGCAGUUGACCUAUGUGCCGCCGGGACCGGCCCGGCGGCCUCGGCGGGAGGAGAAAUACAAGCGGGUCUACUAGUCGGCACGCGGCAGCUGACCUCCACGCAAUCGACGCGGCGCUUGCUCGAUGGCGUGGCCAGGGGGUGUGUUAACUAAACUUGUGGUUAAGCAGACACUUGGGGCGCACGCGCGGUCACGCCAGUGGCAGGGAGGCGCCGGCUCCGCGCCAAGGAUCAGAGCGCCAAAUCCAGGUGCAGCGUCAGGUCCGGCCCCGCGACGGCGAACAGCGACUUGAGCACGUCGUAGAUCGCGAACUGCCCCGAGAUCACCAGGCCACUCCACGCGCACCGCGCCAGCGCCCCGCGGUAGAACCCCGCGAAGGACUCCUCCUCGAGGAUGUCUGCGAAGGCCUGGACCACGGGGUACUGGCCUCCUCUCGCAUUCACGCGCGACAACACCGCGUCCGCGGGCUGCGAGACUAAUGAGGACGCCGUGCCCGCCGCGAGGCCCGCGAGGAACGAGACGAAUAGACGACUCCCAGCCGUCGCCUCGAGCGAGGGCGCCGCUUGGAAGAUCGCGUCGGCCAAGCUAUCAAAAAAGAAGAACUUGACCAUGCCGAAGAUGACCUGGCGGACCACUAACGGUCUAAACCCGUUGUAUAGCACGUUGCCCUCUUCCCUUGAUACCCGUGCCGCCAUGCCGAACAGGUUGUCUCCCUCGAAGCGUUGCGGAUCCGCUACGACUCGGAUUCGUAGGGCUUCGGCUGGACACACCCCAACACACGCUACUAGUGUAGCUAGGGCACCGGCCAGUAACACGAUGGCGGCGCGAAAUUCAAUGGCUUGCGAGGGCGCCACUAGCGUACUCAACGUCCUCGAGAAAUAUUCAUAUCCAGGAUAGACCGUCAGUCCAUAAUAACAGUAGCCAGCUAACGUGGGCGCGGCGCCGAGAAACAGCGCCGACAAGCCUUCAUUCUCGUAUAUUCUGAUAGCAGCACUCCCAAUGGAGUCCGGUUCUGCUUCCGUCUGCUGCCUCGUCUUGACCACAUCAAUCGGCACUAAAACAGCGUGCGUCGCCGAGCAGCCUAGUAAGCCGGCGACCGCGAACGACGCGUACGUUCCUAGCUCUAAAGGCCUUUCUAUAGUCACGGCCUUCUUGCCCUUGUCGCCGAAGACCGAGGAUUGGGACGCUAGUACCGGGGCUAAACCGCGGAUCUCAAAGGCCUUUUUCGUGGAAUCCAGGACUGGGAGUUGCGUGCGAGGUAGUAACGCCAGUGGAUCCGCAUAUAGAUAAUCAGCCAAACCGGGCGAAAAGGCCGGCGGCAGCAACGCCCCGACGCCGCCUCCCCUCUUCCCGUAGACCGGAACGCCUACCAGUAGAUCCUUGAUGCCUCGCACUGGUUGCCUGUCGGGCGCCAGUAACGUAAAUGCCAAAGCUAAGUGCCGCCGUCGCUCCGGAUCGAAGCCGUGCUGCUGCGUGAGUUUAUCUAGCAACGCUUUCCUACCACUACUACCGGGAUACCUCCUCAGACCGUAUUCGACAGAACUCGUAAACGUCCCGAAUUUCGCCGCCAGAAAGGCAGUACGCCGCUUCUUGUCGUAGGACGCGGGCACGGCCCGCUCCUGCUGGGCCCACCAAUUUGAACAGUCGCCGUCGAAGUUGAGCAGGAAACGAGACAAGUAGGUCACGAAUUCUGGGCCAUAAUAGCCGUCGACGAUCUGCUUCGCCGUCGCCGAGAAGGGCGUGCCGCCGGCCCAGUUCAGCGUCGGGGCGCGGUCGUCGGCGGUUGCCGGUUGUACUAAUUCGACGGCGUUCGCUGUUCGUGUGAGUGACAACGUGAACGCCGCGAUGGCCGCGCGGCGCUUCAGCUGCGUGCGGCAGGCCUCGUCGUCGACGUGAGCGUGGCGGCGCGUCGUCCUCGUGAUGGUCUUGCGCGGCGACGGCGCGCGCGGCGCCAGGAGCGCGGAUGUGCUGACCAGCGCGGCGGCCAGCAGGCGCAUGUUUGCCUAUCACCACGCUGAUUUCUCUAGGCAGGCAUUGGCAGUGAGAGUAUAGCGGCCAAAAUCACUGGCUCAACGUGCAAAUACGGUAUUUAUGGCGGCGUAUGGCCAGGCUCUGGCGCGCGCUUCUGCAUAGCUAGCGGCCUGUAAGACACUAGCAAGCAGACGUAGCCAUCGAAAAAGAGCUAUCCAACGCGCGCAACAACCGAGAAGGCUCGACUGGAGCAGUGCAAAAAAUCGCGCGCGUCGAGGAGCUCCAAAGCAGACAUCCAAGCGCUGCGCGGCUUUCCAAGCAGCACACCGCCGUGCAGGCUGCCGAUCCACCGCGCAGGACUCGCGCACGACUCGGCCGCGGCACGCUCGCGCUGCCCCGGUCGCCGCCAGUGCCAGCAAGCACCACAAAAGCCAAAAGCCAGUGCCAGCUAGCAAAGCACAGGAGCAGCCAAGCAAGCACCACAAAAGCCAGCACGCACCAUGCCGAUAGCCGGCGAGUACUCCUGGAAGGAGACGUCGACGCACUGCCACGUGCGCGUGUUGCUGCGGGGCGCGAACCCCAAAGCCGUCGACGUCUACGCGUCCGAUACCUACGUGAAGAUCUCGUACGCGCCGCGGCUCAUCGAGCUUGACUUGGUACAGGAGAUUGAUGAUGACGGCGUGAAGGCGCGCGUCAAGGACAACGCGCUGACGCUGACGCUGCCGAAGAAAACGACGGGGUUGUGGGGGGCUCUGGUAAUAGAGAAAGGGUCGCUGUCGAAGCCCGAGGUGCUAAAGCGGCGAGCGGACGCGCGCGACCGACGCACGAAGAAGGAACAAGCGCUCGCGGAGCGCGCCAAAGACCGGAAGCAGGAAAUGGAUAGAGAUGCAUUGAGAAAACAAAUGGCUUUAGAUGAAACGGAAAGAACUACGGUAGACGACAGAAAAGACUCCGAGAAGAAGCUCGCGGAGGAGGACAUGUACGCCAAGUUCCGCGAGGUGCAGAUCAAGGAGGCGCAGUUGAAGGACGAGGCGGACAGGGAGAAGCGGCGGCGCGAGAAAGCUGCGCUGAAGCAGGCGGCAGCGACAGGUGUGCAUGAGGUAACGGAGGCCGGAUUUGACUUAGACGACAUGAUGGCGAACGACGACAUCGAGGAAGAGGACGAGGAGAACGUGCCACCUCCACCGCCGCAGAUACCAACCGUGCGACCGACGAAAAGAGUGGUCAAUGUGAACCACACCCCCCGAGUGUUCCCCACGCCCAUGCGCGAAAGCAAACUGAAAGAGGAGAACGCAUGGGUGCAAAAACAUCGGCAGCACCUCCACAAAAAUAAAAUGCUCUUCGGCCAGAAUUUGGUGGGCAAAGAUGGAAGGACCAUCGAGGAGGCGGAUCCUACGUGGUUGAAAAGCAGGGCGGACAAGUUCUUCGCGUCCGGCGACAUCAUGAGUGCGGCCUCUGCUUAUGGUGCCGCUCUCGAGUUGGACGCCGACCACCCGGCGUGCCGAGCCAAUAGGGCAGCAUGUUACCUGAAAUUAAAUAAAUUCGAGGAGUGUGAACGGGACUGCGACCUCGGGCUGAAGCUCUCAGAUGCGUCCGACGCGCUGAAGGUCAAAUUUGCAUGCAGACGGGCGGCCGCUAGAUGUGGCGCCGGCAAAUAUUCCGAAGCGGCCGAGGACUUCCGGCAGGCGGCGUCGCUCGCCGACCGCGACUCGGACGACCAGAAACGCUUGUUCGCCGACGCGGUGCGCGCGGACGUGUUGGCGGAAGCGGCGCGGUGUAAGGCCGCCGGCGACUCCUUGCUGUCGUCCGGCGACGCGAAAGCCGCCGUCGACGCGUACGGCGAAGCCUUGGGGCACGAGCCGUCCUUUGUGUCCGCGCUGGCGAACCGGGCCGCGGCCCGCCUAGCGUCGGGCGACGCGGCGGGGGCCGUCGACGACUGCGGCGCGGCGCUCGAUAUCUUCGAGUCGGACGACGUCGUCGCGGGCCCUGUGCCGCCCGCCGGCUCGGCGCAGCGGCGGACGUGGGUGCUGCGGACCCUGGCGCGGCGGGGGGCCGCUUUAUCGCGAUGCGGGCGCUUGGACGACGCCGUCGCGGACUACGAGGCGGCUGUGGCUAUCGCCCCUGACGACGCAAAACUCAAGAGUGACUUGGAGAAGCUGCGAACAGAGGCUGCGAAGGCGACGCCGGUGGCGGAGGCGGCGCUGGACUAA